Messenger RNA from Aspergillus versicolor CBS 583.65, 280 nucleotides. RefSeq lists its product as uncharacterized. Lineage: Eukaryota; Fungi; Ascomycota; Eurotiomycetes; Eurotiales; Aspergillaceae. The coding region runs from base 108 to 269 and encodes 53 amino acids. The transcript has a single exon. The record is from RefSeq and is a predicted model, not a curated record.
AGAGUUUCAAGGGUAAGAAUAGAUAUCUAGAGGCAGCAAGGAGGGAAAGAUGAGGAAGGGAAAAAAAAGUUCAAUCCCAAAGACCCUCAACAGCCUCUGUGCGAUUAAUGUCAGAUGCAAUGCAGGUGCUCGUCUGUCUGCUCUGUGUUUGCAGCCCAAACGUGCUUAUUAUUGGGGAACGGCGAAGAAGGGAGGGGCAAACACAGGUGGAUCGAGCAGUAAGAAAUGUUGAGAGACGGAAACUUCAAACAGAUGAGAGUAGUCCUUAACUUAUACCGGC